AUGAGGAGAUUUAGGGAGUCUCGUUCCUGGAAGGUCCUGAAGAAGGAACUGGGACUGCGCCAGUUCAUCCUGGAUCUCAUCGUGAUGAUGCGAGUGUGUAAAAUAUUCCUCCAAGGGCUCAAAGGAUUCCUGGGGUAUCGGGUCACGGAGGCUGCUCGCAGAAGGCACCCCAUCUUCUCCUUUUGGGAUAAAAAGAAGCAAGGCCGAAUCACAUUUGAUACUACGGACUUCGUUGCAGAGUCGGAUUACUUCCCUCCAAAGGCCAUUGAGAUAACACGGAAGAAGCCUUCCUGGAGGACAAAGCAGGAGAUUUAUACCCUCCGUAACAUCUUGCAGGCUCUGAGUUCCUUCCGGAAUUACUCAGAGCCCCUGCAGCUGCUUCUGGCCAAAGUCAUUCGCUUUGAACGGUUUGGUCGCAAGCGUGUGAUCAUAAAGAAGGUGCGGAAGAGCAACAGCUUUUAUUUCAUCUACCUGGGCAGAGUCGCAGUGACCGAGGAUGAAGAUGGCAGCAGUGCCUUCCUAGACCCCCAUCCAAUGCUUCUGUGCAAGGGCGACUGUUUCGGGGAAAUGGGUCUCCUGAGUUCUUCAGUAAGGAGAGCCACUGUGGUCUGUAUGGAAGAAACAGAGCUCUUGGUUGUUGACAAAGAGGAUUUCAUUGCAAAUAACCUGGACUGGGAAGUUAAAAAGGAUGCUCAGUCUCGGUUUGAAUUUUUUAGGAAGAUGGAUCUGUUACUGUCGUUGUCUGAUGAGAAUCUCUGGAAGCUGGUAACCCUGGGGAAGGUGGAGAAGUACUCGUAUGGGCAGCUGAUCUCAGAAGACAUUGUCAAGUCGGCCUCCGUCAUGUUCGUCUGCAGGGGCAGCUGUGAAGUCCUGCGGCUACUAGACCUUGAGGCCUCGCCUUCCUACUACAAGUGGAUCUGGCAGCAUCUGGAGCUGAUAGAUGACAGAGCUCUGAAGACCAACCUCAAAGAAUCUUCUCCUGCGCAGAGAUUCAAGGAAUUCCAGAUCAAAUCAUAUCCUCUACAGGAUUUUAGUUCUCUGAAACUUCUGCAUCUCCAGAAAGCCUGGGAGCAACAGGGGACCAGCUUUGGUGGGACGAUUAAUACCCAAGAAGGCAGUCUUCCAAAGCUCUUGGGCCCAAAGAUCAAAUCCAGGCAACCUCAUCUGAUCAAGUGUCCCAUGGUCAAUACCAAGCACGGUGAUCUUCCAAAGGAGGCGUUAGUGGGGACCUACAUUAAGAUCCACACAGUGGACGAAGGAGAAGUCAUUGGCCUUCACCAGAUCCUCCUCCCAAACAGCCAACAAGACACUCGGCCCUUGAUCCUCAUGAGCCUGGGAGUUGAGUUGUUAACUGUGAGGAAAGAAAAAUUUUGUGACCUGAUGGACAGUGAGGUAACAGAAAAAUUGUCCAGGUUCAAGAUCAAGUACCCCAGUGAUGAUGACAUGUGCCAGAAGUUCCUUAUGGAGAAUAGCUGGAAUGUCUUUCGGAGGGACCUGGUGAGGCUGUUGGUAGAGCCUCGCCAACAUCUACCACUCACCCAAAUCCAGCACAAGAAAGAAAUUUACAACCCCAAGUCUCUGACACUGGAUUUGUACAGCUUCAACAAGAAGACUAAACGUCGUUAUCCCAUUUUUAUGGCAAAGCAGAAAGGCCUCCCCCCACUGAGGAUUGUCCAAGCUAUCACACCACCCCGGUACAAAAUCCAAGAACUCCUGCCUCAGUACAAGAAUGCCGGUGUCUUGCUUUAA
Messenger RNA from Artibeus jamaicensis (Jamaican fruit-eating bat), 1749 nucleotides. RefSeq names its product cyclic nucleotide binding domain containing 2 (gene CNBD2). The record is from RefSeq and is a predicted model, not a curated record. The coding region runs from base 1 to 1749 and encodes 582 amino acids. The transcript has 12 exons. Lineage: Eukaryota; Metazoa; Chordata; Mammalia; Chiroptera; Phyllostomidae. Gene Ontology annotation, molecular function: cAMP binding. Gene Ontology annotation, biological process: spermatogenesis.